AUGAUGGCAGAAAUGGAGUUAAUGAAAAGCGAGUUUAGUCGUCGGUACAAUUCAAUGAUCCAAGACUAUGAGGAAAUGGGGGCUGUAGUACGGCAUUUGAACAAAGAGCUAAGAAAGAAAGACGAAGAGUUAUCGAUACUGCGGAUCCGAUAUCAAGAUGCCAUGGCAGAAAACGAUCUGUUGUACGAGGCAUUCAACAAUGAGCUAGACCAAAUGUACGACCUCUAUGAACAACGAGCAACCAGACCAUCCGUAAACCAGCGUCUUGAGCAUGAAGAUGAUGGCAUUGGCGGACCAAGACGUCCUUCGCACCCGAGCCCAGAAGCUCAAAUUCGCAAGAAGCUCGAACUGACCAUCAAGGAGCGUAAUCAGUGGCACCAAACCGCAUGUAAACUUGCCCGCGAGUUACAGACUUUGAGCCAGGGACACGGCAACACGACUACUUUUAUGCCAAGUAGUAGUACAGCAGGCGUUCGACCAGCAAACUCCAGAUCAACACCUACUCCUCCUUUUAGACAUUCCAUGCAGUAG
This is a messenger RNA of Zychaea mexicana, 531 nucleotides long. RefSeq lists its product as uncharacterized. NCBI's taxonomy places the organism in Eukaryota, Fungi, Mucoromycota, Mucoromycetes, Mucorales, Lichtheimiaceae. The transcript has 4 exons. The record is from RefSeq and is a predicted model, not a curated record. Bases 1 to 531 code for a protein of 176 amino acids.